GCGUGUUUGUGUAAAGUUAUCUGUCAUGCUUGGGAUGUCACCAGGCCUGUUUUACUCUUCACCCUAUCUGAUAUCAAGCCAUGUUUCUAAAAUCGCCUGCCUCUUUAAUUAUUCUUUAGUAUCUUAUUUUUAUUAAAUGUACUGGAUCUAAAAUAAUUAAUUGUUUCAUGUACAUUUUUCAAAUCAUAUUUUGUGCUGCUUUCUUUCCAUAGCCUAUGUGUCAGGCAGCUUAUGACGAUGACAUCCACAAGUUGCAAAAACUGAUCUCGGCUGAUACCAGAAAUGUAAAUGUUCAAGAUGAAGGAACAGGAGACACACCGAUCAUAGCCGCCUGUAGACAAGGAAACCUCAGGACUGUCAAAUACCUUCUAGAUUGCAAUGCAAAUGUGUCUAUUAGAAAUAAGAAAGAAAGGACUUGUUUGCACUACGCUACAAGAAGAACAUUUUCUUUCCUGGACUACCUGAUGAUUGCCAUUUUAAUGCCUAUCUUGUUAAUUGGUUAUCUUAUAAUGGAAGAGAAACAAAGAAAAAGUGUGAAAUUGAUGGAGCUUCUGUUGGCCACUAAGGUAGAAGUAAAUGCUGUAGACUAUAAGGGGAACACUGGACUUCACUAUGCGUGCCAAAGAAAAAGUCAAAGGAUCGUUCCAUUGUUAUUGGAGAAAGAUGCAGAUGUUUCAGUACAGAAUAAAGUAGAAUCAUCAAACCCCGCUAGAUAUUGCAAAGAGACUACAAUUUCACAAAAUUGUUACAAUUUUAACAAAAUCAAUGUGAGUAUUAGAGGACAUGAGUGUGUGGUCCUUUACAAUUCACCAUCUGAAUUUUAGAUGAGUUUUCACCAAUUGUCACAAUGUUUUACACUUUUUGCACCACACAUUGUUACACUUAAUGUUAU
Sinocyclocheilus grahami is the source of this 892-nucleotide messenger RNA. Its product is annotated as ankyrin repeat domain-containing protein 22-like. Gene Ontology annotation, molecular function: protein binding. The transcript has 5 exons. NCBI's taxonomy places the organism in Eukaryota, Metazoa, Chordata, Actinopteri, Cypriniformes, Cyprinidae. The record is from RefSeq and is a predicted model, not a curated record. Bases 216 to 824 code for a protein of 202 amino acids.